GUUUUGCAUUUUCCGUUGACAGGUGGUUUUGUGUGUUCUCUCUCUGUGUGUGUGGAGGGUGGAGCUGCAGGUGCUGUGGGUUACUGUGAUGAAUUGACUGCUCAGAAGUUCUUUUUCCCAGUGUGGUUUUUACUUGAGCUUGAGUAUGUGUGGAGUGAUAUUUCUAUAGCCAUGGCAUUAAAGAAAGCUGCCUGCCAGCCACUGCUUAUGGGACAAAGAACCUGCUGUUUUUUUUUAUACUCUGGACACUCACUAUACGUCAUCGCGUAACCUUCCAGUGAGGCUCCAAUGCCACUUUCACUUGAACAAGUGAAAAAUUUGCAUCGCCCUUAAAGCAGAAGGAUAGAAGAACACAUCUAUUAAUCUGACAAGGCAUUCAUUUUCUAAAGGGAGAAGCUGUGAAAUGAAGCUUUUCUUUCAUUUGUUCGCCCUGAUCUUGUUUUUCCUCGACAAAGGUGUGUUUGGUGUUGGACCAGAUAAACAGUCAGUGUCUGUGAUGGAGGGAGAUUCAGUAAUUUUUCGCACUGGUGUUAAAACAAACCAACAAGAAGAUAUUAAAUGGUAUUUUGGUGACACUCGUAUCGCUCAGAUCAGUGGAGAUCUCAGUAAGAUCUGUACAGAUGUUCAGUGUAAUGAAGGUACUGAGAGAUUCAGAGACAGACUGAAGCUGGAUCAUCAGACUGGAUUUCUGACCAUCAUGAACAUCACAAACACUGACUCUGGACUUUAUGAAUUGAAGAUUAUCAGUAGUACCAGCAGCAGUGAUAAAAUGUUCAAUGUUACUGUCAGUGGUGUUUCUGCUGCUGAACGAGAUGAAAUAAAGAGAAAGUCAGUGAAGGAGGGAGAAUUUGUCACUUUAGGAUCGGAUAAAACAAAAAGUCCAAAUGAUGAGAUGAAGUGGUAUUUUAAUGAGACUCUCGUCGCUGUAAUAAAUGGAGAUCAGAGUACGAUCUGUACAGAUGAUGUGUGUAAAGAGAGAUUCAGAGACAGACUGAAGCUGGAUCAUCAGACUGGAUCUCUGACCAUCAUGAACAUCACAAACACAGACUCUGGAGAAUAUAAACUACAGAUCAUCAGCAGCAACAGCAGUCUUUGUAUCACCAGAGUGAAGAGAUUCUGUGUUACAGUCAUUGCUGUUCCAGAUUCAGGUCGGUCUUCAGCUGCUGUAGCAGGAAUAGUUAUUGUUGUUCUGCUGGUGGUUGUUCUUGUAGCUGCUGGUGCGUUUUACCAUCGCCGCAGGAGACAUACUGCUGUACCACAGAAUGACAUAGAUGCUAAUAACUCGAAGCUCGAUGAACCCAAAAGAUUGAGUGGCACUGAAUAUCAAUGAAUCAGACUCAGGCCGAAGCUGCCAAAAAAAAAAACAAAGUAACAUGAUUUAUCAUUUUGA
Carassius carassius (crucian carp) is the source of this 1390-nucleotide messenger RNA. RefSeq lists its product as uncharacterized. The record is from RefSeq and is a predicted model, not a curated record. NCBI's taxonomy places the organism in Eukaryota, Metazoa, Chordata, Actinopteri, Cypriniformes, Cyprinidae. The coding region runs from base 404 to 1330 and encodes 308 amino acids. The transcript has 6 exons.